AUGAGACUAAUUUUGCUGGUCCUGUUCGCCUCGCUGCGCGCGGCGUCCUCGUACCUCGCGCCUCCGCCGGCCGCCCUCACGCGCACGCGCCUCGCCGUCGUCAGCAGUGGAGGAGCGGAAACCGCAUUGCCGGUUCGCGCUCGCGCGUUGCUGUGCGCGAGGCCGACCCUGCUGCGCGCUUGCCCUCGGCUGGACGGCGGCGCGGCGCAGGAUUCCAUAAUUUCCUUCUCCGAGCGUGCGCUCACGCAGAUUCAGGAGCUGCGCGAGAAGUCGGGGAAGGAGCGGGCGUGCUUGCGGAUGGGCGUGCGUGCGGGCGGCUGCAGCGGGAUGUCAUACGUCAUGGAUUUCAUGGAGGAGGGCGAGAUAGACGAGAAGGAUACCACCAUCGACUACGAGCAGGGCACGAUCCGCUGCGUGAUCGACCCAAAGUCUCUCAUGUUUCUGUACGGGCUGCAGCUCGACUACAGCGACGAGCUCAUCGGCGGCGGCUUCUCGUUUGCGAACCCGAACGCGGAGGAGACGUGCGGCUGCGGGAAGAGCUUCGGCGUGUAG
This is a messenger RNA of Emiliania huxleyi CCMP1516, 552 nucleotides long. RefSeq names its product iron-sulfur cluster assembly accessory protein, HesB/YadR/YfhF. The record is from RefSeq and is a predicted model, not a curated record. Bases 1 to 552 code for a protein of 183 amino acids. Lineage: Eukaryota; Haptophyta; Isochrysidales; Noelaerhabdaceae. Gene Ontology annotation, molecular function: iron-sulfur cluster binding. Gene Ontology annotation, biological process: iron-sulfur cluster assembly. The transcript has 3 exons.